UGUUUAAUGAAGUGGCUCUUUAAUACUAGUAUUAAUUAAUUAUUAAAAUUAUUAAUAAAUAAAAGGAAAUUCAACUUUGGUCUUAGCUUUAACCAAUGAAACUGGUGUGUGUUUAUCCUUGGUUAGGAAUUAGGAUGUGUUAUACUACUUUCAGAUCAAACAUUGGAAUUGGAAUUUCAUAUGAAGCCUACUAUAGAUUACAUAUCUUUCAUUUGCCUAUUCUUGAUUAUGACCUUUUUUAAUUUAUGCUAUUCCAAGUACUGUUGAGACUAUUUUAUUUUUAUUUUUAAAUUUCAUAAGGGUCAAAUUGUAUGCUACUUGGGAAUUUUCUCAUGCUUCCUAUUGGUUAAGAAAAAUGGAAUAUUUGACUUACAAUUUUUAAUUUUUUACUCCAUAGAAUACAAUUUGAUAUUUUGGUUUAUGUUAGAUACAUCAGUAAAUGGUUUUGUUCAAUGGAAAUGCUAUUGAGAAUAUCUUUUAAAGUUCUACAAUCUUGUAAAAAAAACUUAAUAGGAUAGUCUCUAAUUGUAUCAUAUUCCUAUUAUAUGAUUUGUUUAUUGGAUUUUUCAUGUAGUCCAAUAUUGUAGGGUAGUGUUAGAAUUAGCCUAAAGAUAUGAAAAAUCUGACUAGCUAUAUCAUGAUUUAGACCUGAGCUCUAUCUUCUUAUUGUGACUUGUGAGUCAUCUUUUUCAGUCAUUCUCAAUCAUUAUUGUAUGAUUGUGUCAUCAAUAUUUGAUUUCUUGUUAUGUUAUUUUCUUCUAUAUAUUUCAUAGAAAAGUUUAAGUUUUAAUUUUUAGUCUAUGCAAAUGAUAAUGCUAAGUAUGAGUUUCAAUUUGACUUAGCUUUGAUGUUUUACAGAAGCUAAAUACAUGAUACUAAAAACUCUGAUGGAAGAAAAACAGUUGGAUUUUAAUCAGCCAAUUUUAUCAGUAAGGCGAUUCCCAUCAACAGCACAAUCUGAAAGCGACAGUAAAAGGAAAACCGAUAAGCCAAUAUCGAAGAGAACUCGUCUUCCUGGUUACAAAUCAGAGUUAAAAUCAGGUCCGGUGAGUAACCCUGGAACUGUUCCUUUUGUAUGGGAGAAGACUCCUGGAAGACCUAUAGAUGAGAGCAAAGUGCCAACAACAGCUAUUGAAGGGCCUCUCGUCGCUCCUAAGCUUCCACCGGGAAGGGUUUUAAAAGUCGAACAGCAAGAUUUUGAUAAAAUUCCUAAGGGCUCAUCAGUUACUCGGUCCAGAACAGAAAGCACUGUUUCCAAUUCUAUGAGUGUUGCAUCUUUGGAUAGUAAAGAUGCAAAUCAUGACAACCGAAAAGAAGAGAUUUUGGAAAAGGAAAGUUCUGGUUCAGAUAAUGGGGAUGAGACCUAUCUAGAUGCUCGUGAUACACUUUCUAGAACCGAAUCAUUCUUCAUGAACUGCAGUGUGAGUGGUAUGAGUGGAUGUGAUGAUCGAGAGGUUCAACCAUCUGAAACUUUUUCGGCAGAUCAACAGGCUCGUGAUUUCAUGAUCGGUAGGUUUUUGCCUGCAGCAAAGGCUAUGGCUUCUGACACGCCUCAUGUUCAAUACGCCUCGAGGAAGCCAGUUGUGAGACGGGAACAACCCAGACUUGUAAGGAAAGUAGAAAGUGGAGCCAAGAAGUCCCGCCCCUUGGACCCGAAAUGGCAAAAGGUUUUGCCACAUUAUGCACAAGAUACGAGCAUGGAUGAAAGUGAAGACGAAAUCGAUGAUGAUAGAUAUGAAAGCCAUGCACCUAAAGUUUGUGGGUUAUUUCCUCGGUUCUGCCUUUUAAGUCCAUUGCAAGGACUAAGAGUGGAGGAUAAGAUUGUAAAUUCUGCAAUUCAUGGAGUGCAGGGUAAAUCGAUUGUUUCUCGGAGAAAAAAUGCAAAAGAGCAUGCCAGAACUGUUAAUUAUGGGAAAGAGUCCCAAUCUAAGCAUGAUAUUGAUCCACAUCGAAGAGGUUGCGACAAAUUACCAACCUCUGUCAGAACUCGAUUUGAAUCAACCUGUGAAAGCCCUGCCGUUGAGAAAACUCUAUAUGUAGAUUCUGUACAGGAGGUUUCUUCUGAAAUGAAUUGUCGAACUGAUCACAGAGAAGAUGAUUUCGAGACUUUAAGAAAAGACAGCAGCAUCGAUAAAAUUACUUCUAUAGAGUCUUCAAUUGACGAUAGCAAACACAUGGUUGUUGUGGAUGCAAAAUCAGCAUUACAGCCAAAAGAAAAGCAAGGAAGUAACAUAGAUCGCGAUUUUAGUACCGCGUCAAGGCUAGAAAUGGCCGAAGACAAGAAAAUAGAAUCAAAAAAUGAAGUUCCAAGCAAUAAAAUAAGUUCCAACGGACUAAUUCAGAAUCCUGCUCCAUGGAGAAACUUGCAGUUGUCUAGUGACUCGGAAUUUGGUUUAAAGAUCCAACGUGCUGCAAAAUUGGUUGAUCAAGAACACGCUCAUGUUCGUGACUCUAAUGAGAACCUCAGUAAUUUGACUAGCUUAAAGGUGGUAGGUGGCAUGAAGAAUGAAUCAGAAAACCAGUUUCUUAUGAAGCUAGGCCACACAAAGACGUCAAAUGCAAGCUCUUUGAAGGUUCCUCUUGCUCUUCCUUCCCCAAAAGCUCCUUCAGAGUCUUGGCUUAAGCGCACUUUACCUACAGUUUCCUCCAAGAAUAUCUCUUCACGGUCUCACCUUGCUGCCGGCAUUCAUGCACCAGCUCAAACUCCCAAUGCAGCAUUACUCGAUUAUCGUGGGCAUCUGCGGUUUGCUGAGGAACUGGCACCAAUUCCGGAAGCCUGAGUUUUGUUUUUUGAGUCAAUGUAAUUAUUUGCUCUUUGUUUUCAUAGGUUGGUCUCCUUUUUGGUUCUAUAUACAUAUAGGUGGUAUAUAUAUAGUUCAAAGUUUAAAACUACAAAUCACAAUUGUCUUUUAAUCCUGUAAAUUAAAAGUAAUAAGUGUUUUUAAUUCUAAAUUGUGUAAAUUACACCAUCUUAAUGGUGAUAUGUUCCUGAAAUAAUUUGGAGCAAAGGUCGUUAGCCCAAAAAUAGUUGUAUCUUCAAAAGAUGCUACAGAGAAUAAUUUUAUGAUAAUUGAAGAUGUUGCUGUUCAA
Messenger RNA from Trifolium pratense (red clover), 3090 nucleotides. RefSeq lists its product as uncharacterized. The transcript has 4 exons. Bases 870 to 2780 code for a protein of 636 amino acids. NCBI's taxonomy places the organism in Eukaryota, Viridiplantae, Streptophyta, Magnoliopsida, Fabales, Fabaceae. The record is from RefSeq and is a predicted model, not a curated record.